Messenger RNA from Pogoniulus pusillus (Red-fronted tinkerbird), 892 nucleotides. Its product is annotated as basic phospholipase A2 A-like. Gene Ontology annotation, biological process: arachidonate secretion; phospholipid metabolic process. Bases 84 to 473 code for a protein of 129 amino acids. Gene Ontology annotation, molecular function: A2-type glycerophospholipase activity. The transcript is spliced from 5 exons. Lineage: Eukaryota; Metazoa; Chordata; Aves; Piciformes; Lybiidae. The record is from RefSeq and is a predicted model, not a curated record.
CAGGCUGGAUACGGAGGGCAGCCUCUCCCCCUGGCAGCAAAGAAGCAGAGCUGGAGCGAUCCCUUGGCUCUGGUGAGAGGAAGAUGAAGGUCCUGCUGAUGCUGGUGAUGCUGUUUGCCUGCAGUGUGCUCACAGCUCGUGGGAAGCACCCAAGAGCCUUCACCCCGGGACUGGAGGGAAGCACCGUGGGCAACCUGACAGCCCAGAGCUGCUCCUCGGGACGGGGCAGUGGCAUGACGAGGUGCUGCCUGCUUCGCUCCUGCUGCUACGCCAGGCUGGCUGCUCGGCGGUGCCGUGUGGGACCCAUCCAGCCGCUCUCAGCAUCCCCUCCAGGCAUCCCCAGCUGCAGAUCUGGGUCCUGGUGCCAGCGAGGUGCCUGCAGAUGUGACCGAGCGGCUCGGCUCUGCCAGAUGCGCAGCCGAGGGCUGCUGCAGCCGCGCCGCAAGUGCCGCGGCCGGGCCGGGAGGUGCUGAAGCCGAAGAGCUCUUUGCGUAAGCCACCUCCAGGCUGAUAAGCCAAGGGACGGCGCCCAGAACAUUCCCCAACCCUGGCGGGGCUCCUCUUUUGGAGCCUUUCCUUUGGCUCGGACCGGAGGACAACAACAACCCUCCGGGGAAGCGGCGGCGGCGGCCGCUGGGUGCGAGCAGGGCGAGCGGCGCAGAUGCAUCGCUUCGGCCGAGCAAAACAAGGGAGGGGUUGGGCACCUGCGCUGCCGAGGGGGAGCUGGCAACCAGCGAGAGCCUCUCCGCUCAUUUCCUCUCGGCUCCGCUUCCCACGCAGCCUCUCAGCUCCCCCUGCUUGCUGUUCCGUGGGGUUUUCUUUUGGGUUGCUUCACCGCAGAUUCUCUUCUGUUCUCUUCUGCUGCCGGGAAAUAAAAGCAGAGAGUGCAAAA